AGAGCCGGCCCUGCGGCACACGGCAGCGCCAUGGUCUCAUGGAUCAUCUCCCGGCUCGUGGUGCUUAUAUUUGGCACACUUUACCCUGCGUAUUAUUCCUACAAAGCCGUGAAAUCAAAGGACAUCAAAGAAUAUGUCAAGUGGAUGAUGUACUGGAUCAUAUUCGCGCUCUUCACGACGGCAGAGACGUUCACGGAUAUCUUUCUUUGCUGGUUUCCAUUCUACUAUGAACUCAAAAUAGCUUUUGUAGCUUGGCUGCUGUCUCCAUACACAAAAGGCUCCAGCCUCCUGUACAGGAAAUUUGUUCAUCCAACUCUGUCUUCAAAAGAAAAGGAGAUCGAUGACUGCCUCAUCCAGGCGAAAGACCGGAGCUACGACGCCCUGGUGCACUUUGGCAAGCGGGGUCUGAACGUUGCGGCCACGGCAGCUGUGAUGGCAGCCUCCAAGGUCUCUCAGCUACUCCAUUUACACUUGUAUUGGGACCAGAAAAAAGGGCAGGGACAGGGAGCCCUGUCUGAGAGGCUGCGGAGCUUCAGCAUGCAGGACCUGUCGAGCAUCCGCGGGGACAGCGGCAGCGCCGUCCCUGCCUCGGUCACUGUGCGGACAGGCAGCAAGCAGAGCCACCCCAAACCAGCCAGGAGCGCAUCAGAGGGCACUGGCAGCUCAGUGUGCACGUGUUGCUCGGUGUGCCGGCUCCUCCGAGGUGAUGUGGACAUUAGGUAUGAGAAGCCACCUGAGACAAACUGUGAAACAAAAGGCUCAGUGUUCUCAGAUGAUGAAGAGAACGAUUGUGCAUCCCUGAACAAAAGGCCCAAAAAGAAGGAUCCACCCCUUGAGGCACCGCCUAGGACUCUCAGACCUCGCUUCAGGAAGAAAAGUACCUCGUCCUCUGCCACUGAAACAAUGUGAGUGCAAUGAGCCAAUAGCACCAAGAUCCACAGAAUGUCUCUCUUCUGCCUUAAAGAGCUACUCAUUGAUAACCUAGGAAGCAGCAGUGGGAUGGAUGGAUGUGCUUUGACGUGCAGCACUGUAGACAUGGCCUUUCCCCUCCUCUCUCCACGUCCCUCUGUGGCACCUGCUGCUGCUGCUUGUCCCUGCUGUGAGUAGGACAGU
This is a messenger RNA of Melozone crissalis (California towhee), 1113 nucleotides long. It is a transcript of the gene REEP1, whose product is annotated as receptor accessory protein 1. Gene Ontology annotation, cellular component: cytoplasmic microtubule; endoplasmic reticulum membrane; endoplasmic reticulum tubular network. The record is from RefSeq and is a predicted model, not a curated record. The transcript is spliced from 10 exons. NCBI's taxonomy places the organism in Eukaryota, Metazoa, Chordata, Aves, Passeriformes, Passerellidae. Gene Ontology annotation, biological process: endoplasmic reticulum tubular network organization. Gene Ontology annotation, molecular function: microtubule binding. The coding region runs from base 31 to 909 and encodes 292 amino acids.